This is a messenger RNA of Phanerochaete carnosa HHB-10118-sp, 1450 nucleotides long. RefSeq lists its product as uncharacterized. The transcript has 6 exons. The record is from RefSeq and is a predicted model, not a curated record. Lineage: Eukaryota; Fungi; Basidiomycota; Agaricomycetes; Polyporales; Phanerochaetaceae. Gene Ontology annotation, biological process: fatty acid beta-oxidation. Gene Ontology annotation, molecular function: acetyl-CoA C-acetyltransferase activity. The coding region runs from base 119 to 1360 and encodes 413 amino acids.
GGCUGUUAAGCUUGUCGUGCCACCCCACAUUUUGUCCUCGAAAGAUCUGCGUUGUCAGCCUGUCGUACGAUCGUGCGGUCGCUAAAACGAUAGCCGCGAUAUAAAGCACCCCGCCAGCAUGUUUGCGACACGCAGCGCUCGCUCUACCCUACGCUCUUUGUCCAUCUCCUUCUAUCGUACAAUGGCUCACCAAGCGCACGAAGUUGUCAUUGUCGCCGCCAGUCGCACUCCCGUCGGCUCUAUCAACGGCACUCUCAAGACCUUAACUGCGCCGGAGCUCGGUGCUGUCGCCCUCAAGCACGCUUUCGAGACGUCAAAGGUGGACCCGGGAGUAGUCGAAGAAAUUUACUUCGGCAAUGUCGUCCAGGCAGGUGUCGGCCAGUCGCCAGCGCGUCAAGUCGCCCUCAGCGCUGGCAUGAGGACCAGCUCGGACGCGACUACGAUCAACAAGGUCUGCGCUAGCGGUAUGAAGUCUAUCAUGCUUGCUACCCAGAGCAUCCAGUCCGGCUACAAAAGUGUGGUAGUUGCCGGUGGUAUGGAAAGCAUGAGCAAUGCGCCUUUCCUAAUUCCCCGCAAUCCCCCCGUAUUCGGCAAGUUUGAGACCAAGGACUCGCUAGAGAACGACGGCCUUUGGGACGUCUACAACAAGUUUGCUAUGGGCAACUGCGGUGAGCACGCCGCCGAGAAGUACAGCAUUACCCGCGAAUCGCAGGAUGCCCAUUGUAUCGAGUCCUACAAACGUGCUGAGCGCGCCUGGAAAUCUGGUGCCUUCGACGCAGAGAUCGCACCCGUUGCGAUCAAGACCAAGAAGGGAGAGACUGUCGUUCGCGAGGAUGAGGAAUACAAGCGCGUCAUUUACGAGAAGGUUCCAACCCUGAAUCCCAGCUUCAAGAAGAACGGCGGCACCAUCACACCUGCAAACUCUUCGAGUUUGAACGAUGGUGCUUCUGCCCUGAUCCUCAUGUCUGCUGAGAAAGCGAAGGAGCUCGGCGUUAAGCCUUUGGCUAAGGUUAUCUCGUAUGCGGAUGCUGGCGUCGAUCCGAUUAAUUUCCCCGCCGCUCCUGCUGUCGCGCUUCCCAUCGCGCUGAAGAAUGCGGGCUUGACUAAAGAGGAUAUCUCGCUGUACGAGGUUAACGAAGCCUUCUCUGUCGUCGUUCGCAUUGUUGAGAAAGAGCUCGGCAUUGACUCAUCAAAGAUCAAUGUCAAUGGUGGUGCUGUCGCCCUUGGCCAUGCCAUCGGUAACUCGGGCGCCCGUAUUAUCGUCUCGCUGGUGCAUGCUCUUCAGCCUGGCCAGUAUGGUGCGGCUGGUAUCUGUAAUGGGGGUGGCGCCGCUUCCGCACUCGUUAUCCAGAAACUGUAAAUUAUCGGGACUAUUAGGACUUCAUCGUGUAAUUUGUUUUAUCUGUACACUCGCUAUCAUACUUGCUAUAUCAUCUGGUUUCCCGGAGAU